Molecule: messenger RNA, 2071 nt
Organism: Prosopis cineraria
Lineage: Eukaryota; Viridiplantae; Streptophyta; Magnoliopsida; Fabales; Fabaceae
Product: LEC14B homolog
Exons: 11
Coding region: 319-1776 (485 amino acids)
Biological process (GO): proteasome-mediated ubiquitin-dependent protein catabolic process
Cellular component (GO): Cul4-RING E3 ubiquitin ligase complex
Molecular function (GO): protein binding
Source: RefSeq, a predicted model, not a curated record
UCCUUUCCUCCUUCUCUCUGUUCCGGAACGGAAACUGAGAAAAACUGUAAUGAAAAUUGCAUUUUUGUUUUCCACAAAACCAAUCCUAUAAUUAUUGUAUUUCCUUGCGAAGAAAGAUCACUGAAUGACAGAAAGGCACUUGGACGAUUCGCCUAUUUAUUCAUUGUACACGAAGAGGCGCUUUGGAAAUUGAGAACCUGAAACCCGGGAAUUCUGGAGACGAAGCUUAGGAUAUCCCAGUCGUGGCUGGAGCCUGGAAUUCCAAGAAUCAGGGAUUCGAAUCAGAAGAAAUAGACAGUAAGGGGCAAAGUCUAAAUUAUGAGCUGGCUUGGCAAAGAGAUAGUUACCUGUAGUGAUGGUAGUGUCAGUAAUGAAUCUUCUGCUAGUGGGUCAGCUGGAGAAAGGACAGUUUAUCUUGAUCAUGAAAUUGCUCAACUCACCAAACUUAGGUCAAGCCCCCAUAAACUUUUGGGAUCUGUUGCGCCUGGUAGGAUGAGGUUGCCAGUAUCAACUGUACGAAUGUUAGCUGGUAGAGAAGCUAACUAUUCUGGACUGGGGAGAUUUUCAUCAAGAGAUGGUUGUCAUGUUUUAAGCCGCUAUUUGCCUACUAAUGGUCCUUGGUUGGUGGAUCGGAUGAAAAGCCGUGCCUAUGUUUCGCAAUUUUCUGCUGAAGGAUCUCUAUUUAUUGCUGGAUUUCAGGGAAGCCACAUUAGGGUCUAUGAUGUUGACAGGGACUGGAAGGUACUGAAGGACAUCUCUGCUAGAAACUUGAGGUGGACAAUUACAGAUACAUCUCUUUCACCAGAUCAAUGCUACCUUGUUUAUGCUAGUAUGUCCCCUAUUGUCCAUAUUGUGAAUGUGAUGUCUGCUACAGCACAGUCAAUAGCAAAUGUUACAGAAGUUCAUAAUGGUUUAGAUUUAUCUUCUGAUGAAGAUAAUGAUGAAUUUGGGAUUUUCUCCGUCAAGUUUUCAACGGAUGGCCAAGAACUUGUUGCUGCUACAAGUGAUUGCUCAAUAUGUGUUUAUGAUCUUAGAGCCAAUAAGCUUAGCCUUAGAAUUCCUGCCCACAUGUCUGAUGUUAACACUGUCUGCUUCGCUGAUGAAUCUGGCCAUCUUAUAUAUUCUGGAAGUGAUGAUGGUUUCUGCAAGGUAUGGGAUAGGCGCUGCUUUGUCUCAAAAGGACAACCAGCUGGAACAUUGGUGGGCCAUUUACAAGGCAUUACAUUCAUUGAUAGCCGUGGAGAUGGACGUUAUUUAAUUUCUAAUGGAAAAGAUCAGACUACGAAACUAUGGGACAUAAGGAAGAUGUCUUCUAAUGUUAUGAAUCCUGGGCUUCAAGAUGAAGAUUGGGAUUAUAGGUGGAUGGACUACCCUCAAUAUGCAAGAAAUUUAAAACAUCCUAAUGACCAGUCACUGGCAACAUAUAGUGGCCACUCAGUGUUGCGUACUUUAAUCCGCUGCUACUUCUCACCAUCAUAUAGCACUGGACAAAAGUACAUUUACACCGGGUCCAGCGAUUCCUCUGUUUAUAUCUAUGACCUGGUGAGCGGAGCUCAAGUUGCAAAACUUGACCAUCAUGAAGGACCUGUGAGGGAUUGUAGCUGGCACCCUGUGUACCCAAUGUUGAUCAGUUCCUCCUGGGACGGUGACGUGGUCAGGUGGGAAUUUCCAUGGCGCAGCGAAGCCACUGCUCGUCCAAACAGACGAGCACUAGCAGGAAGAGGUAGCAGAAUUGCAUUGCAUGCCUUGCUUGCUCAAGCCUAUUCUAUUCCCUAAAUGUUGUCUGUGUGUGUGUGUGUGUGUGUGUGUGUGUGUAAAGCCUGGCGGGUGUAAAUCUAGUUUGUUAUUUGUGGUUGAAGUUUAUACGUUCUUCAAUGCCUAUUGCCUGUAACUGCAGAAAAGCUUUACAUUGUCACUGCUUUUGGGUUGGCUAUGAAUGAUUUUGUAUAGGAGACAUAUCAGACAUACAAAAGAACAGGCUACAAGUGUAUCUGAAAGAUAAUAAUAUCAAGUUAUCAUAGGUUUAUACUCUGCUGGUAGCUCUUAAUACAAGGCAGAUUUUGAAAGUUUA